Messenger RNA from Hevea brasiliensis (rubber tree), 1158 nucleotides. RefSeq names its product protein FAR-RED IMPAIRED RESPONSE 1-like. Bases 1 to 1158 code for a protein of 385 amino acids. The transcript has 2 exons. Gene Ontology annotation, biological process: regulation of DNA-templated transcription. NCBI's taxonomy places the organism in Eukaryota, Viridiplantae, Streptophyta, Magnoliopsida, Malpighiales, Euphorbiaceae. Gene Ontology annotation, molecular function: zinc ion binding. The record is from RefSeq and is a predicted model, not a curated record.
AUGCAACGAAGCGAUCACGAGUUUUUCUAUUCAUUUGAUCUUGAUGAUGAUUCCAGGCUUUCAAAUGUUCUAUGGGUUCAUCCUCGUAGUCGAGCUGCUUACGAGGAAUUCAAUGAUGUUGUUAGUUUUGACACUACUUACCUUGUUAAUCAAUACAAGUUGCCAUUUGCCACCAUUGUUGGAGUAAAUCAUCAUGGGCAAUCUAUUUUAUUAGGAUGCGCCUUGAUCUCACAUGAAGAUGUAAACACUUUUAAGUGGUUGUUCAUGACGUGGCUUGAAGCAAUGGAAGAUGUUCAUCCUAAUUCUAUUCUUACAGAUCAAUGCGAGAGCAUGAGGAAAGCCAUUAGGGAGGUACCUGAGAAGUUUAAGGGUGUUACUGAUUAUGAUAGUGCAUGCCUUGAGUUUAAAGCUGUAAUAUAUGAUAGCUUAACCAUCGAGAUGUUUGAGAGAAAUUGGAAUGAGUUUGUGGUGAAGCAUGGGUUGGAAAGAAAUGAAUGGCUUUCCAAACUAUAUGUUGAUAGGGAGUAUUGGGUUCCAAUUUAUCUCAAUCACACAUUUUGGGCUGGAAUGGUUUCGACUCAAAGGAGUGAGAGCAUGCAUGCCUAUUUUGAUGGGUAUGUUAACUCAAUGAGCACACUAAAGCAAUUUGUGGAGCAGUAUGAGAUUGCUAUGUGUGACAAGAAUGAAAAGGAGUUCUAUGCUGAUUUCAAAUCAAAAAACACAGUUGUAAAUUGCAUAUCUGUUUUUAAAUGGGAACAACAGUUUCAAAAGGCAUUUACUAAUUCAAUAUUCAAGCUCGUUCAAGAGGAGAUUAAACGAAUGUGGUAUUGCCAUGUCAUUCAGCCAACUGAAGAGGGAAGGCGUGAAGCAGAUAAUGAGCCAGGAAUUGAGAGACAUAAAAUUAUGGAGAAAUCCAUAAUCAACAACUGGUUUCGUAGGGAGUUUGUUUAUGAUGUAGAGUACAGGGAAAAUGGCCAAUAUUUCAGCUGCAAUUGUAAGAAAUUCGAAUCAAAAGGAAUAUUGUGCUGCCAUAUCAUGAGGUUGAUGUCACUCAAAGACAUAAAGUUCAUCAACGAACGAUAUUUGCUUAGGCGAUGGAGAAAAGAUGUUAACCGUGUCCAUAGUAAAAGUUUUUUCACGGAGGGUACCCACAUAUGA